GGCCGCCGGCUCGGGGCGGGCGGCGAUGAAAUUCCCGGGCUCGGUCCUCAUUUCCCUCGUCCUCUUCGUGGCCGAGACGGCGGCGGCGCUGUGUCUGAGCGGCACGUACGGCUCGGCGGGGGACCGCAUGUGGCAGUGGCUGACGCUGCUGUUCGCCCUGCUGCCCUGCGCGCUGGUGCAGCUCAGCCUGGUCUUCAUCCACCGCGACGUGAGCCGCGACAGGCCACUGGUGCUGCUGCUGCACAUCCUGCAGCUGGGGCCGCUCGUCAGGUGUGUGGAAGUCUUUUACAUUUACUUGCGUGCUGGCAGAGUUGAAGAGCCCUAUGUCAGCAUCACGAAGAAAAGGCAGAUGCCCAAGGAUGGAUACUCGGAAGAAGUUGAGAAAGAAGUGGGCCAGGCUGAAGGCAAACUAUGUACGCACAGAUCCGCGUUCAGUAGGGCAUCUGUGAUCCAGGCAUUCCUUGGCUCUGCACCCCAGCUCACGCUCCAGCUCUACAUCUGUGUCCUGCAGCAGGAGAUCACAGCUGCCAGAAGUAUUUUUAUGGUCCUUUCUCUCCUGUCAAUUGUAUAUGGCGCCUUACGCUGCAACAUCCUGGCUAUUAAGAUUAAGUAUGAUGAUUACGAUGUCAGUGUGAAACCAGCUGCCUACCUCUGCAUAUUCAUGUGGAGAAGCUUUGAGAUUGCUACACGGGUUAUAGUUUUGGUCCUUUUCAGUUCAGUCCUUCAAAUCUGGACUCUCCCUGUUGUGCUAGGGAAUUUCUUUGUUUUUUUCUUUUAUCCCUGGAUUCUCUUCUGGCAAAGCAAGUCCCCAUUUCCUGAGAACAUAGAGAAGGCAUUGAGCAGGGUUGGCACUACCAUUGUCUUGUGCCUCCUCACUUUCUUGUAUGCUGGCAUUAACAUGUUCUGCUGGUCAGCAGUGCAGCUGAAGCUCAAUGAUCCCGACUUAAUUAAUAAAUCCCAAAAUUGGUACCGAUUGACUGUGUAUUAUAUGCUGCGGUUCAUUGAGAAUGCAUUCCUCCUGCUGAUGUGGUACAUCUAUAAAACCGAUAUCUACCUGUAUGUCUGUGCCCCGUUGUUGGUCUUGCAGCUCCUGAUAGGUUACUGCAUGGCUGUCCUCUUCAUGUUGGUGUUCUACCAGUUCUGCCACCCAUGCAAAAAGCUCUUCUCAUCCAGCAUUUCUGAAGGUUUGCUGUCCUGUUUCAAGUUCCUCUGCUUUGUUUGCGCACCUUCCAAAUCCACUAUACUGAUGGACAAAGCAGAUUUAAAAUUACCUGCUAAUACUGAUGAAGCCUGGAGCAGUAGCAAGACAAUAGAUUCUCAAAAUGGGAAUCCUCAUCAGAGUGUUUCUUCCAAUGCCUAGUACAACUGGUGGCAGCAGGUGCCUUUGGAAGGUGCCAGAUCACCUGCUGAGAAUGUUAUGCAUCUUGGACAUCGUGUCUUGUGGAUGAGGUUUUUUUUCUUGCAGAUGUAGCACUGCAUGAAGACUGACAAGCCUACCUUUAUGGGAAACUUAACUGUAUGAGUGUUUGUCUCUGUGUGUGUCUGUGUAUGGACACAGAGAGCAACCAUUGUUUGUAUAAUUCUAUCUCAGAGGUUUUUUGCACAUAGGUGUAUUAUCAUUUGCUUACCUUGAAAUCAUUAUAGGAGACAUCCUUCAAAAACUGGCCUAAUGCUGAUCUUACUCAGGAAAUCUGAAGAGGCUGAAAGGAAAUACAUUUUAUUUCAGAUAGGAUGUCAUUAUGGCAUGCCACCCUAGCAUGGAAACAGAGCAUAAUCCUUGACUAUGUAUUGACUGUAGCUGCAGUCUGCUUUCAUCGAAUUGCAGACUUUUUUUACACUCUAAUCGAUGUAAUAAGACAAUACUUGUCUUUUUGACUUAAGAAUUGGACUUCUGUAAUUCACUGUAGUCUAGGUUGCCAAGAAAGAGCUAAUUAGACACCACUAAUACUGAAAUGUGACUGUUACUGAGAAUAGCCAGAGGGGUUAUUGGCUUAUGCACUCUUUUACUCUUUAUAUUUGCUGCUUGUUAGUAAGGGAAUUAAAUUUAAGACAGUAAUCGUAAAGUUCUGGAAUAGCUCAGUGUCUUGACAUCAUCAUAUAAAUAACCUGAUUUUUGAUGUUCUGGUAUAUGGGUGGGGUUCACUUUAUAUAACUUUAAAUGUCUAGAAGUUGGGCAGAUAGCGUGAACUACCGAUGUAGGUGCUCUCACUACAUCUCCAGAGAAUGAUUCCACCCAUCCUAAAGUGUUGUCCUAGGCAGGUGAUAUGAAUCAUUCCCUGGAGAGCUAUUACUAUGUUGACUAGAUGCCUUGACAGUUAGCUUAGACUAGACACAUCACUUUUAGAGGGCUAAAGUUAAGAGACAAGCGCCACUCUGGUUGUCAGGGGUUUGGUAGUGCAGCAAGCAAGGAACUCAAUGACUCAUCAUGUGGAGACAGAGGAUCUUGAGUCCUUCUUUUUGAGCCUGUGAUAUAUUAUGUCAGUUUGAUAUCAAUAAUUUAAAACACUCUGGCUUCUUUACCUCAGAAGUACUGAAGGUUUGAAAUCUUCUAAAAGAGGAACCAGAAGACAUUGACUUUUUUUCUAUGCACUAUUUUACCACAAUUAAUUAAAAGCAUUUCUGUAUUUUGUAAGUUGCUGGUAAAGUUUUAACAGAUGGACACUCAAGAAGCAGUAUGUAGUGGAAAUACACAAAACCAAUUGUGUUUUAAAGAGUAAGCAAAAGUUUUUUGCACUUUGUUUGCUUAGCAUCUUGCAUUUUUUCUGAGUAUUACACAUUAUGGCUGCUAAUGGAAGCAAGUAUUUCAUGAUCCAAAGCACCUUUCAAUGUCCUCAGUUUUGCCUCCGUCCUACCGUUAUGGAGGAUGUGAAGUUCUUCAGAAGAAGGGAUAUCAGCAUAAUUUUACUAGAAAUGUCACAAGUUGGGGGCUGAGGUCAUUUGUAUUGAAAUAUGUCAUAUGCAGUGCUGCAAAGACCUAAGCUGUUUUUAUUGUUCUUUAUUGCACUGUAAAUGAAUGUCUUUUUACUUCACUUUUGUAAUGGAGAUGGGUUUUUUAUUUUGCUUGAUGUGUGUGAUAUGUGUAUGCAGAUCUCAUUAAAAUAUUUGUGGGUGGUAAUGGGAGUUUUCAGCUUGAGCUUGCCAUGGGAAUGUACCUCACAUAUCUGGGGAAGACACCAAACCUUUCUGUUCUCAUUUUGCUCCCUGAGGAGGUUUAGAAUAGUGGAGUAAUUUCUUGGAGACACUACAGUAUUUCUCUGUAGUUUUCUAUAUGUAGAAGAGUAUUUCAGAAAAACUUUUAAUGGUUAGUUAAAGGAGCAAGUGAGAAUGUAAACCCUUGCCUUCAAACCUACAGUUUGGUACAGAGGGCCAAAUUUUCAGAUGUGCUUAGCUAAAAUUGAGCAUCUCACUUUAUAGUUGGACGCAGAUUGAUAAUCAGGGAAUUAUGGUUCUGGUGCCUAAAUACAGAUGUACCUAGGUCUGAAAUUUUAGCCUUUGAGAGCCAGAGAAGUUCAUAUGUAGAGGUACUUCAUAUCUAAAGAGAUAGCUCUGAAAUCUUUAAAUCAGACCUGGACACUGUAAGUGAUGGUGUGAUUGUGAUUUUUUGGCAUUUGAAGACAAUAGAAUCUCCACAACCCUCAGUCAGUGUUUUUGCUAUAGUGAAGUUAACAGUAGGAGAGCUACAUCUAAGAGUCCAGUAUAUAUGCGUAGUGAGUACUAUUUAACUUCACCUACCAAUGAUGAAGACUGAUGUACAUGAAUAUUUUUAGAGACUGUGCCAUAUUACUUCCUAUUUUUAUACCAACCUCCUGACAUGCAUAUAAUACUGAGUAUUUAAAUCAUUCUUAUGGCGAAAAAAAAUGUAUGGGUUAUAUUACUAUCCUAUGGUUUUGCCUUAGUUCUAUCAACUAGCCUAAUACAUUUGGAGUAACUGUUCAAACACUCCAUCAGCAUGAAUGCUGUUGCUUUUGCUUUGCCUCAUAUCGCCAUAGCAUCAAAGGCAGGUUAGCUAAUAGUGUUGCUGCUCUCUAUAUAUUUUGGCGUAGUUGUGCUGCCAUUGCUCGUAGAAAGAGAAUGUGAGAAGGAGUCAUAGAGACAAAGACAUUCAGUUGUGUAAAGACCAGUGUUUUAAAGGACAAGAUUAUUUUUCUGAAGUGUGCUAUACAGCUAGGAGAGGCAGUGCUUUCAUAGGUUAGUGACAGUCUCGAUAGUGUUAUCAUCAGUUCACCCACUGGCUGCACUGAGAAAAGGAUAGCAGUAGC
Molecule: messenger RNA, 4259 nt
Organism: Dromaius novaehollandiae (emu)
Lineage: Eukaryota; Metazoa; Chordata; Aves; Casuariiformes; Dromaiidae
Gene: XK
Product: X-linked Kx blood group antigen, Kell and VPS13A binding protein
Exons: 3
Coding region: 26-1360 (444 amino acids)
Cellular component (GO): membrane
Source: RefSeq, a predicted model, not a curated record